AUGGCUCCCUCGGUCAGAUCCGGAGGGCGAGAAGCCCCAGGCCAUCCAUCAAGUCACACACCGAGGAGCUCAGUGAGGAUGAGCUGCAGAUGCAGGCCAGCCGCCCGGGUCGGCAAUCCCCUAGCCGGCUUCGAUGCUGAGAAACUGUCCAACAUGGGUUACACGUACUGUACAUCGCAUGGGAUCACUGACGAGGAGGACGUACGGGCCUUCCGUCUUGGUGCCGUUCUUGCGGGUUACCCCGAGGACUACCAGACGAUCGAGGGAUUGACUGAUAUUGAGCGCGAAUCUGCUGGAAAAGAGAUUACCCAGAAAUGGAAGUCCAUCCCAACCAAGCUUUGGUUCGUCGUUUUUGUCUGCUCCCUCUGUGCCGCCGUCCAGGGCAUGGAUGAGACCACCGUCAACGGCGCUCAGGUCUUCUACAAGGAGGCCUUCGGCAUCGCGAACAAGGACAAACUACGCGAUGCGCUGAUCCUCGGCCUGACCAACGGCGCCCCGUACCUGUGCUGUGCCCUUCUCGGUUGCUGGCUGACCGCCCCCUUGAACAACUGGUUCGGCCGCCGCGGUACCAUUUUCCUCUCUUGUCUCAUCUCCGCGGCCGCCUGCAUGGGCCAGGCUCUCACCAACGACUGGAGAGACCAUGUUUGCUGUUCGUCUCGUCCUCGGUCUCGGUAUCGGUCCCAAGUCAGCUACGACGCCCAUGUACGCCGCCGAAUGGUCGGAUUCGCUGUCGAUCUCGCCUUUUACCAGGUCGCUGAUGAGAACCUCAAGUGGCGUCUCAUGCUUGGCUCCACCACCGUUCCCGCCCUCAUCGUCUGCGCUCUCGCCUUCCUGUGCCCCGAGUCUCCCCGCCACUACAUGCGCAAGGGCAAGCACAUGAAGGCCUACCAGUCCAUGUGCAAGAUGCGCAUGACAAAGGUCCAGGCUGCUCGCGAUCUCUUCUACGCCAACGCCCUGCUCGAGGUCGAAGCUCGCAAGGUUGGAAACUCUGGCAACAAGCUCGCCAAGCUGUUCAAGGUCCGCCGUAACAGGAACGCCAUGAUGCUUCCGAGUCGUCAUGUCAUGCAGCAUUCUGCGGGUGUCAACAUCAUUGCCUACUACUCGGCCGAGAUUUUCAUCCAUGAAGGCUUCUCCGUCCCCACCUCCCUCGCUGUGUCUCUUGGCUGGGGCACGCUCAACUGGCUCGGUGCCAUCCCCGCCAUCUUCACCAUUGACAAGUUUGGCCGUCGCCGCCUCCUGCUCAUUACCUUUCCCAUGAUGUUCGCUUGUCUUCUCUGGACAUCGUUCUCCUUCUACUUCCCAUCGCGCGAGGUCAAAAUUGCUUGCGUCACCAUCGGUACAUACCUCUUCGCCAUUGUCUACUCCCCGGGCGCUGGCCCCGUUCCCUUUACCUACUCUGCCGAGGUCUACCCUCUUGACGUUCGCUCUCUCGGCAUGUCCAUUGCCACCGCCACGACUUGGUUCUUCAACUUUGUCCUGGCUUUCACAUUUCCCAUGCUGCGCAAGGCGUUCACGUCGACCGGCGCCUUCAGCUGGUACGCCGCGUGGAACCUUGUCGGCUUCUUCCUGACCCUCUUCUUUGUCCGCGAGACCAAGGAGAAGACGCUCGAGGAGCUCGACGGCGUCUUUGACGUGCCCGUCAAGGAGUUCUUCAAGUUUGGUGUCGCCGAGCUCAGCUACUUUGGCCGCAGGUGUCUGCUCAUGAACGUCGACGCCCCGACGCCGCCGUACAGGCAGCUCGUCGUCUCGGACGGACAGCCUAUGGAUGAGGUGCCCGUCCCGUCGUCCAAGGCUUGA
Verticillium alfalfae VaMs.102 is the source of this 1797-nucleotide messenger RNA. RefSeq names its product proton myo-inositol cotransporter. Gene Ontology annotation, cellular component: membrane. Gene Ontology annotation, biological process: transmembrane transport. NCBI's taxonomy places the organism in Eukaryota, Fungi, Ascomycota, Sordariomycetes, Glomerellales, Plectosphaerellaceae. The transcript has 4 exons. The coding region runs from base 1 to 1797 and encodes 598 amino acids. Gene Ontology annotation, molecular function: myo-inositol:proton symporter activity. The record is from RefSeq and is a predicted model, not a curated record.